UUUUUGGACUUUUGUUCUACUUUACAACAGCAUGACUUCUGAAUGCUAAAUAAUUGCUAAUUGUUUUUCAGCUUCAAAAAAAAGAAAAGAAGUAUUCUGCAGAUAAAUCAAAACAGAGUCAUCCAGAGGAGACAAUGGAAGUGACCCUGAAAACAGAAGUGGAAGCUGGUGCUAGUGGUUUUAGUGUGAUAGGUGGAGGAAAUGAAGGAAUAUUUAUUAAAAGAGUACUGAAAGAGUCUCCUGCUUCAAAAAUAUUUAGCCUGAGAGAAGGUGAUCAGCUUCUAAGUGCUACAAUAUUUUUCGAUAAUAUCAAGUAUGAAGAUGCACUCAAGAUUCUCCAAUAUUCCGAGCCAUACAGAGUCCAAUUCAGCCUCAAAAGAAAAAUUGAUGGGAAAGAAGAGUUAGAACACACUCACUCUACAGCCCAGUACAAAAAGGAAAGAAGAAGCCAGCAAAAAGAACUCAGUGACAGCAUUCCUGAAGAAACACUGCAUGUUUCAGGAAAAGACAUUUCAGAAGAAGACAGGGAAACAUUAAUUGUAAGCCAAAGGGUAGGAAGAAGCAAGAGACCUAAAAAAGAUAGGUUGUCAUGGCCAAAAUUCCAGUCAAUCAAAAAUAAAAAGAUACUGGGGCACAGAAGAUCUCAUAGUACAUCAGAUGCAUAUGAGUCUGCUAUACAGGAUAUUUCCCCUACAAGCACAGACACAGAGUCUCAAUUUCAACAAGAAGUCCACAUCAGAGAAAAAAAAGGAAGCCAAAAGAAACUGAAGUUCCCAAGCAUUGGAUUCAAAAUGCACAGAUCCAAACCAGAACCUCAGGACAGCCCCAAGGAGCCCCAAGUGACGGUGGCCUCGGGAAGCGCCGAGGUGGAUGUAGCCUGCCUGCGGCUGAUAUUGAAGAAGUCAGUGUGGAGAGGGGUGAGCUCAGUAGGCAUGGGUCGGAGGAGAGGGUCAGCCUGCCAAGGCGAGGCCUCACUGCCCAAGGUUGAGGCCGAACUCCCGGAGGGCGAAGCCGCCGUGCAGGGUCCUGACGCCGAAAGCGGCCUGGAGGUGGCUGCCGGCAAAGGUGAGAGCAGCGGCAUGAAAAUACACAUGCCGAAAGUCAAGGUGCCCAGCGUGGUCUUCUCCAAGCCGACCGUCAAGGCUCCCAGACUGGACGUAGACGUCUCACUGGACAAAGUUGACGUCAGCCUCCCGGAGACUGACCUCAAGGCUGGCGACAUCAGCGUCACGGCCACCGACAUCAAGCUGUCCCCUGUGGAAGGCUCUGUUGAGCUCCAGGCGCCUGACAUAGACCUCAAAGCACCCUCUGCCCAAGGCUCCCUCGACGUGGCCGAGCUGGAAACCACAGGCCUGAAAGGGAAGUUAAAGAUGCCCAAGUUCGACAAGCCCAAAUUCGGAGUGUCGCCCCCCAAGGCGGAGGCGCUCGAAGGCCAGGUCAGCCUGCCCACCGCACAGGUCGAGCUCCCGUCCGCCAGCGUGACGGCCGCAGGGGAGGGCACCGCGCUGGGCCUCAAAGCCGACAUCCCCAGCGGCAAAAGCGAAGGGGCCGGCUGGAAGCUGGAGAAACCCUCCCUCAAAAUGCCCAAAGCAGACAUCAAAGCUCCCAAGGCAGCCCUCAGCGUCGAAGGAGAAGCCAAAGCCCCAGAGAAGGAGGCUGUGAAGACCAAGGACGGCAAGUUCAAGAUGCCCAAGUUCGGCAUGCCGUCCUUUGGCUGGUCCAGCAGCAGAGAGGCCAAGGGCACCGUGGCCGCUGACAUGGACGUCAGCCCCAAGGAGCCCCAAGUGACGGUGGCCUCGGGAAGCGCCGAGGUGGAUGUGAGCCUGCCUGCGGCUGAGAUCCAAGCGCCCGGUGUGGAGGUGACAGUCGAGACGGGCGCCGGAGGAGAGGGUGAGAAAGGCCGAUUUAAGAUGCCUGACGUCAAGAUGCCCAGCGUCAAGCUGCCCAAAGUCAAAGCUCCCCACGUGCAGGUCAGCCUGCCAAAGGGCGAGGCCUCACUGCCCAAGGUUGAGGCCGAACUCCCGGAGGGCGAAGCCGCCGUGCAGGGUCCUGACGCCGAAAGCGGCCUGGAGGUGGCUGCCGGCAAAGGUGAGAGCAGCGGCAUGAAAAUACACAUGCCGAAAGUCAAGGUGCCCAGCGUGGUCUUCUCCAAGCCGACCGUCAAGGCUCCCAGACUGGACGUAGACGUCUCACUGGACAAAGUUGACGUCAGCCUCCCGGAGACUGACCUCAAGGCUGGCGACAUCAGCGUCACGGCCGCCGACAACAAGCUGCCCUCCCUGGAAGGCUCUGUUGAGCUCCAGGCGCCUGACAUAGACCUCAAAGCACCCUCUGCCCAAGGCUCCCUCGACGUGGCCGAGCUGGAAACCACAGGCCUGAAAGGGAAGUUAAAGAUGCCCAAGUUCGACAAGCCCAAAUUCAGAGUGUCGCCCCCCAAGGCGGAGGCGCUCGAAGGCCAGGCUCAGCCUGCCCACCGCACAGGUCGAGCUCCCCCCGUGAGCGUGACGGCCCGCAGGGGGGAGGGCACCGCGCUGGGCCUCAAAGCCGACAUCCCCAGCGGCAAAAGCGAAGGGGCCGGCUGGAAGCUGGAGAAACCCUCCCUCAAAAUGCCCAAAGCAGACAUCAAAGCUCCCAAGGUGGACAUCAGCCUCCCAUCUGUCGAUGUCACCCUUCCAAAGGCCAGCGUUGAGCUGCAGGCACCCGAGGCAGCCCUCAGCGUCGAAGGAGAAGCCAAAGCCCCAGAGAAGGAGGCUGUGAAGACCAAGGACGGCAAGUUCAAGAUGCCCAAGUUCGGCAUGCCGUCCUUUGGCUGGUCCAGCAGCAGAGAGGCCAAGGGCACCGUGGCCGCUGACGUGGACGUCAGCCUCAAGGAGCCCCAAGUGACUGUGUCCUCGGGAAGCACUGAGGUCGACAUGAGCCUGCCCGCAGCCGAGAUUCAUGCAUCUCCUUUUGAACUUUAUGUAGAUUCCUCUGCUGGAAAACAGGGUGAUUUGGUUCCUGUCUUGGGUUUCUCCAAAGUCGAUACUGGUUCUUCCAAGUAUGAGCAGGAUUCCCCAUUACCAAAAUGUGAUAUUACUCUUACUAAAUAUCAAAUGAAUCUAGCAGAAUCUGAGUCCAAAAUAUCAUCUCUUGCUAAUGAGAAUAUUUCAGGUACAGAUUUUGAAAGUUUAAAUGAAAAUGCUUCUUUGGAGCAAGGAAGUGGGAAGCCAGGAUGUAAACUCCCACCUGCUGAAAUACCUGUAGAUGACACAGAGUUUACAGUUAAAAUUCCUAAAUUCCGAAAACCAAAAUUUGGAUUUUCUUUGUCCAUGGGAAAACCAUCAGUAAGUGACAUUGGUUCCAAAGUGGAAUCUGAGAUUUCCAGGGAAAGGACAACACCUGAUACAGCUGAUAUUGACAAACUAACUCAGAUCACUGAUGCUGAGUUUGGCGUAAAGAUGCACAAGCCUUCACCUGAAAUUGUUCUGGAUGCUCCCAGGUUGGAUGUCAGUCUCCCAUCAGUGGAAGUUAGAAUGCCAAAUCUAGAAGUGGAAACCCAUGGCCCAGAUUUAGAAUGCAAGGCAGAACAGGAAUUAUUUUCAGGAGAGAUGGACACUGAGGAAAAAGAAAACAAAGUUAAAAAGUCAAAAUUCAAACUCCCGUCAUUUAGUUGGUCACCAAAGAAAGAAGCUGUUGCUCCUUCUGAAGUGGAGGGACAUCUGCAAGAACCAACUUUGUCUACUCUGUCUCGAGACACAGAAUGUGAAUUAAUAUUUCUUACACCUGAGAAUCAAAACCUUCAUGUAGAAUUUGAUACAUCAACAGAAAAAGAUGGUGGAAAGGGCAGAAUCAAGAAGUCUCAGUUUACCAUGCCAAAGAUCUCAUUCCCUAAAAUUAAAGGUCAGAAAGUCCAGGUGUCUCUGCCUGUACUGGAAACUGAUACUUGUGGUCCCAAACAAGAGAAAAAAGGUGUUUCAGUACAGGAAUCCGAGAAAGGGAGUAGUGUAGAAGGGGCAGAAAUGGAGAUAAAAAUGACAAAAAUUACAGUCCCAACUUCAGAAUUUUCCAAAGCAGAAAUCAGAGCUUCCAAUGUAGAGAUGGGUAUGCCUACAGGUGAGGUCAUACUUCCUACAUGUGAAGAAAAUGACCUGACAUUGAAAUCAGGCACUGCUAAUGCCAGCCUCUCCCCCUCAGAUAUUAAGAUGACAGCUGAAGGCUCCCUUGAGGUGAAGAGUCUUGACACAAUUGUUGAAAGAACAUCAAGCGAAAUUGCUAUGGAUGAUGUAGAAAUAAAAAUUGAAGCUGCUGAAGGGAGAACAAAAAUGUCUAAAUUCCAAAUGCCAAAAUUUGGAAUUACAGAUUCUAAAGGGAAAGGGUCAGAAAAGGAGGUCAGAAAAUCCAAAUCAGAUGUCAAGGUUCCUGAGCUAAAAACAAUGGUAGAGAUAGCUGACAUUGCUGCUGAAGCACCAAAAUGGGAGGUGGAAUGUGGUACAGGAACAGAAACUUACACCCCUGAAGUCAAAAUGACCAAAGCUGACAAUAGGGCAUCAGAGGCUGACAUUUCUAUUCCAAAACCAGACACUGAUAUUGAGGAUUCAGAUGCAAUACUAAAAAUUAAAGGGGAGAGAAAGCAAGAUGGAGAUGGAGAAGGAGGACAUUUCAAAAUGCCAAAAUUCAAACUUCCAUCCUUUAGUUGGUCACCAAAGAAAGAAGCAAGUGUUAAACCGGGUUCUGGAGUGAAUUUGGAAGAUCAUAGACUUGCUGCAAUGUCAAGCAGAAUAGACAGAGAAGUGAGGGAAACUGCAACUGAUGAUCAGGGUAGUGGGCCAGACUUUGAUCUGGAAAUAUCUGUAGGAAAAGCUGAACAGAAAAGUCCAAGUAAAAAGCCUCAAUUUGUCAUGCCUAAAAUUUCACUCUCCAAGAUCAAGGUUUCCAAACCUCAGACUCGUUCAUCAAAAGUUGAAGCUGACACUACUAUUCUUGAAACAGAGAGAGAGGGUGAUGUUUCAGUACAGAUACCUGAUAUAGAAAGAAGUGAUUUUGAAAGGACAGAAGAAGGGACACAAAUAAGCAUAAAACCAUCUGAUGUUAAGAUCCCCACUCUGGACUUUUCAAAAACAGAAACUGGAGCCUCCCAAACUGAAAUGAGAGUCAGCUCAGCAAAGAUCGGUGCUGCUCUGCCUCCUUCAGAGGGGAGUUUUCAUCAGCUUGUCUUAAAAUCAAGUCCUACCAAUGAAGAUACCAUUCAGAAAACAGGUAUUAAGUUCACUAAAGGAGAAAUUUCAAUUGAACCGAGGAGCCCUGAAAUAAUAACAGAAAAGUCAUUAGUUGUGGAUGGAAGAAAGAUUAAUUUGGAAGGUGCUGAAGGGAAGAUUAAAAUGCCCAAAUUUCAGAAGCCAAAAUUUGGAAUUCUCCUAACAAAAGGGAAAGGCUCAGAGACAGAAAUCAACUCUCCAAAAAUAGAAGCUGAGCUACCCCAGCUAAAAAUUACAAAGGAAACUGCUGACACUGCUGUGGGAGUUCCAGUAUCAGAACUUACAUCUGAUAUGUCAGAUCCUGGGGUAGGUGUUUGUAAGAUAAAAACACCCCAAAUUCUGACAGCUGGCAUUGAAGCUCCAAAGGUAGGUGUAAACCUCCAGUCAGUGUCUAAACCAAUGACAGAGGGAGCUGUUGAGAGCCUUGAGGAGAAAUAUAUCAAAUUAAAAGAAGAAUAUGAUAGAAAAGCUGAAGAAGGUCAGACUGAAGAACAUCAGGGAUGGUUUAAAAUGCCAAAAUUCAGAAUACCUGCAUUUGGCAGGACAUCCUUAAAGGAAAAGAAAGGUGAUGCUUAUAUCGAAAGGUGUAUGGAAGAAGCUCAGACAGGCAUUCCCUCUGCCAAAGUACAAACUGAAAUGAGGAUUCCUGAAAAUACAUUCUCAUUACCACAUGCAGUCACUGAAAUUACUAUUGGAAAAGAAGAGAUUCUAAAAUUAGGAGAUUCUGUGAAGAGUUCUGAUGUUAGCUUGGCGAAGAUGGAAGGAGAUAUUUUGUUGUCCACAGAAAGAGCAGACAGCACAGUGAAUAUUCCAAAAACUGAAACUUAUGCAGAUAUAGUUAAGCACAGUGCUGAAGGACAAAAAAUGCAUACUUCAGAACUCACGGUAUCUCCAGCAGAAUUUGAUAAAGAUAACAGUUUAACAGCUAGGUUUUCUACAUGUACUCUGACUUUUCAAGAGCAUAAAAUCAAAUCACAGGAUGUAGAAGUCCCAAAGGCAAAAAGUUCCUCUAAGUUAGAGACUUCAGGAACAGGAUGUUCAUCAUCAGCUGAAAUUACUCUGGAUGCAACACAAGAGAAAAUAGAUGUUAGUCUUCCAAAGGAAGAGCUGGAUAUUCAAAAUCAAGAGGCAGUAAUUAAACAAGGAAAGAUAAAGGGUGAGAUGAAAAUUACAGGAAAAGACAGUGAAGGAAGCCAACUGAAAAAGCCUAUGAGUGAGUGGUCUACAGCAAAGGGAUCAGAAGAUGGUGCUUAUGUUACAGCUAAGCUGGAAGAUCUAAUGGUAGAAGUUCCAGUAGUGAAGAUGGACGUUAAAUUUGCUAGAGUAGAUCCUGAAAUGAAAUUUCAAGUGGAAAGUAUUGAAAAGGACAUGUCUGCGGAAGGGCAAGUGCAAGUAGAAAAUAAAGCAGAAACAAGUAAAAUUAAAACAUACAAGUUUAAGUUUCCAAAGUUUGCAGUGUUGCAUUCAGAAGUCAAGGGUUUUGAAGAUGAUAUCAAUUUGCCAAAGUCAGAAGCUGAUUCAGUAUCUAAAGCUGAAAUAGGCACAGCAGAGAUGCAGUUUCAAAAAUUAGAAAAAUCUAUUGGCCUGAAAAGUCCAUCUCUAGAUCACAUGGAAGCAUCUACCAGAAUAACAGUAGACAAAUCACAAGAUGACCCAGAAGUAAAUACAAAAAUUCCAAAACUAAAAAUACCAAGGUUUACUUUCAAAGCUCUCCCAUUUGAAGCUGAUGUUUCAGUGUCAAAACUGGUAACAGAUCCAAAGGGAUCUAGUACUGACAUUGAAGUAGUGCAACUGCGAGAAAACUCUGCUAUCCCUGAAGAAACACCAGUGGCUCUAGAGGGUAGUGUUCAAAAAGCAAAAAGCAAAAUCCUAACACUAACAGAACCUGACAUUAAAACAGCACAGAAGACUAUUACCAUAGGGUCCUCCCUUCAAAACACAGGGCAAGACAUUCACUGGUCAUAUGUAGAGGGCCAAGAAGUGAGUGAGAAAGUAGAACCUGAACAUGUUACUAUUGAAAGAUGUGAGAUUUAUACUACUGAAAUAGUGAAAGAAUCAGAGAUUCUCUCAUCAGAAGUCAAAACUCCUGCUUUGGGAUUCUCAUUGCUCAAGGUGAAGUUGCCUGAAUCACAUAGCAAUUUAGAAGUGCUAGUCCAGCAGCCAUCUCCAACAGAGGGUGUGUCAGUGUACGCACCUAAAUAUGCUGAUGAAAGUUUUGGAGGAGCAGCACAGAGGACUGGCAGUGCUGAGCUUAAACUGUCUGACAAUCUACACAGUGAGACUGAAGAAUCUAUUGGAGAAGUAAGUUUGCCAAAGUUAAAAACAUCUGCUGUUGAAGUAAAGCCUUCCAGUAAACUUGAAGAGAGUCUUCCUGGUAAAUCACUGCAGGGAAUAACUGCAGAUCCUCUCUCUAAAGAUGAGGAUGUAGCUGAAGCACUAGAAGAUGAAGAAAAAGACAUAUCCAAUGGAAAAGAAAAGACUGAUACUAAAAGAUCUCCUGGAAGAUUCAAAUUUUGGCUUCCAAGUAUUGGCUUUUCAUCUUCUGGUGAUGAAACUAGCGCAGAUUCAAAAACAGAAGUAAAAAAGUCAGUUCCAGAAGAAAUGAAACCUGUUGACACAUCAGGUCAGGAUUCUUCUAAGCAAACUGAAAAAACUGGAUGGUUUAGAUUUCCCAAGCUUGGUUUCACAUCUCCUUCCAGAAAGGCUAAAACCAUUGACAAAGAAGAGAUGGGUCAUGGAGAGGGAAGAAUCUCAGAUGAAGAUAGCCCAUCAGAUAAACCUGAUGUAUUUUUUGAUGCACAAGAAAGCUUAUCACCUAAAGGUACAACAGAGGGUGAAACAGUUGAAGGUGAUGUGCUCUCAUCUAAUGUUCCAGUUUCUCGAACUAUCGUGACAUCUUCAGCAAGAACUGAACUAAUCUUGUUGGAAGAAGAAAAAGAUAGUCGAUCUAAUAUUCCUGGAGAUAAAACCAAAUGAAUAUUGUAUUUUCUCAAUUCUCAGUGAAAAUAAAAUAAUCUACAUGUACAGACAAGAAUGUUUUCUUAAUUUUUUAGUAACUGAAAAUUAAACAAAACCUAAAACAUUUUCAUGAUUAUGUUUAGAUUAUAGAUUACUUCCAAAAUGGAAUAUAACCUAGUACUAUGAGAAGUACACUUACCUGUUUAGAUUUUGGACCUUUCUGACCUACUUUUGCUUUCUUAUUAAAAUAUUUUUCUUUAUUUCAGCUAAGGUAAUAUACAUAUAUCCCAUGAACAUUUUAAAAUGCAAAAUGAAAACAAAACACUAGUGUAGACAGACUAACUAACGCUUUACCUCUUCCUCUCUUCUCAUUUUUUCAUUAUUGUGAUAGGUCAUAUUUAGCCUUAAAAGAAUUUUAAAAGAAAACCAGAAUAAAUUCAAGACCAAAAACCAUGUAACUAACUCACAUUUUUAAGAUACCAAAAAAACCAACCACAUUCUGACAAAGAAUAAUUAUUGAAAUGUGAACAAAUAAAUUGUUAUGUAUAUAUUUACUGAAUACUUAAAUACACAGAAUGAUCUGCCACAGUGGUGGAAUUGCUUUAAAGAUUUCUGGGAAAGGAGAUGUAUAUAAUUAUUUGCUUCUCUGUUUAUAUUAGUGCUUCUCUCAAGUUCACAACAGAAAACAAAGUGCAUAUGUGACAGCCUUCACGUGUAUCAUUAAAACACUGUCUGUAUUCUUAAUUCACAAUAAACUCACCAUAUGAAUAAUAA
Molecule: messenger RNA, 8966 nt
Organism: Neopsephotus bourkii (Bourke's parrot)
Lineage: Eukaryota; Metazoa; Chordata; Aves; Psittaciformes; Psittacidae
Gene: AHNAK2
Product: AHNAK nucleoprotein 2
Biological process (GO): regulation of RNA splicing
Cellular component (GO): nucleus; cytoplasm
Molecular function (GO): protein binding
Source: RefSeq, a predicted model, not a curated record